AACACAAACAUGCAGAUAUACAUAUAUAUAGGUCGUUCAGUGUUGAAUCUUCGUAACUGACAUUACGUCUUUGUAGAUCAUCCUGACUUAACAUUAAUGUUGGUUCUAGCACGCUAGUCAACAUAAUAACGUCAGUUGUUUUAAGGCGGUGGCGUUUGAAGGGACAACGGAUUUUGAGCAUCUGUGAACAUGGUCAACGUACAUAAAGGUGUUCUUGUUGAAUGUGAUCCUGCAAUGAAGCAGUUCCUUCUGUACCUGGACGAGACGAUGGCCCUGGGAAAGAAGUUCGUCCUCAAGGACCUGGACGACACGCACCUUUUUAUCCUGGCAGAGGUGGUUCACACACUCCAGGAAAGAGUCGGUGACCUGAUGGACCAGAAUUCAUUCCCCAUUACACAGAAAUGAGGAUUUAAAGAUAUCGAUCUCUUUGGACUUUUGGCAUUAAAACCGUGAAACGUU
Messenger RNA from Betta splendens (Siamese fighting fish), 459 nucleotides. RefSeq names its product general transcription factor IIH, polypeptide 5 (gene gtf2h5). Gene Ontology annotation, cellular component: transcription factor TFIIH core complex; transcription factor TFIIH holo complex. The transcript has 3 exons. Gene Ontology annotation, biological process: nucleotide-excision repair; nucleotide-excision repair, preincision complex assembly; transcription by RNA polymerase II. Lineage: Eukaryota; Metazoa; Chordata; Actinopteri; Anabantiformes; Osphronemidae. The record is from RefSeq and is a predicted model, not a curated record. Bases 190 to 405 code for a protein of 71 amino acids.